This is a messenger RNA of Pelobates fuscus (common spadefoot toad), 2646 nucleotides long. It is a transcript of the gene KBTBD3, whose product is annotated as kelch repeat and BTB domain containing 3. Lineage: Eukaryota; Metazoa; Chordata; Amphibia; Anura; Pelobatidae. Gene Ontology annotation, molecular function: protein binding. The coding region runs from base 154 to 1980 and encodes 608 amino acids. The record is from RefSeq and is a predicted model, not a curated record. The transcript is spliced from 3 exons.
GUUUUUGGUUUUUUUGUAUUGCAUUACACAAUUCACAGAUGUGACACUGUGAUGUGGGACCUCCUUAACCCUUGCAUUUAAACAGAGGGACCUGUGGCUGCGUUGAGCACAGCACACACAGUUAUCUGCAUCACACUGACUCAGUAUACCAAUAUGGACAUACCACGCGAUUCCUAUGCAAAUUCAGUAUGCAAUGGAUUCUCUCCUUCUCAAAAGAAGGCGGUCUGUUUGUUGGUACAAGGUCAUGGACAGGAAGUAUUAAACGUACUGCAGGCCUUUAGAGAGCAACAGAUAUUUUUUGACUUCAACAUAACUGUGAAAGAUCAACUAAUGCCUUGUCAUCGAUGUGUGCUGGCUGCAAGCAGUGACUUUUUCAGAGCCAUGUUUGAAGUCAAUAUGAAAGAACGAGAUGAUGGAAAUGUAAACAUCAGCAAUUUAACGCCCACUGCUGUAAAGGCAUUUCUUGAUUAUGCCUAUUCUGGACAAGCAGAGAUAACAGAGGAAAAUGUAGACAUGCUUUUCCAGAUGUCGUCAUUUUUUCAGGUUCCCCUUCUUUCAAAAGCAUGCAGUGAUUUCUUAAUAAAAUCUAUUGAUAUACAUAAUUGCUUGCAGUUGCUGUCAAUAUCGGAGAGUUACGGUUCAUCACGCUUGUUUGAACGUGCCUUAGAAUUUUCCCUGGAGCAUUUUUCUUUAAUAACACAGUCAACAGAUUUUUUAGAAUUGAAUAUUGGGGUGCUGGAAAAAUGCCUGCAACAUGAUAACCUAAAUGUUCCUGAAGAAGAAUUUGUGUUGUCUGCGGUUUUGGCCUGGACGAAGCGCCAUUUGGAUAAGCGGGAGAGGUAUCUUCCACAGUUACUAAGCAAAGUGAGAUUACAUCAACUAUCUCAAGCCACAUUGCAAGCACUGCUAGUCUCUGAGGAGCAAUUAUUAAAAGGCACAAAUUGUUUCUCAACAAUAAAUUCUGCAAUAAAAUCUGUGCAACAGUCAGGGGGAUUAUUUCCUGAUGCUCGUGUUUCUACAACUGAAAAAUACAUUUUUGUCCAUAAAACUAUAGAAGAUGCAGAAACUCAACACACCUUUUGCUAUAGUAUAAAAACUGAUACAUGGUCAGAACCUCCACAAAUUCAUAUUGUAGACCUCCCCGGUUCAAGUAUAUCUAGCUAUGCAGAAAAGCUUUUUAUAACUGGAGGCUGCAAAGGGAAUUGUUGUAGGGCAGUGAGACUUCACAUUGCUGAAUCUUAUCAUGAUGCUACUGACCAAACUUGGUGCUAUUGUCCGGCUACCAAUAUUUCAUCCUUGGUUCCAGCCAUGAAGAAACCUAGGACAAUGCAUGCAUCUGUGAUGACACUUAACCAAUUAUUUGUAAUAGGAGGUAAAACUAGAGGUGCACAGGACACCAGAAGUCUUCUAGACGUUGAAGCUUAUAAUCCUCUUAGCAGAGAAUGGAAAUCAGUAAGUCCAUUGCCAAGAGGAAUAUACUAUCCAGAAGCAAGUGCUUGCAAAACUGUCAUUUACGUCCUCGGUUCUGAAGUUGAAAUGACAGAUGCUUUCAACCCUUCGCUUGACUGUUUCUUUAAGUACAAUGCCGAUACAGAUCAGUGGUGUGAACUUGUAGCAGAGUUUGGACAGUUCUUCCAUGCAACCUUAAUCAAAGCAGUUCCAGUCAACAAUACACUGUACAUCUGUGAUCUUUCGACAUACAAAGUUUAUAGCUUUUGCCCAGAGACUUGUGUGUGGAAAGGGGAAGGCUCUUUUGAAUGUGCUGGCUUUAAUGCAGGAGCCGUUGGAAUUGAAGAUAAAAUUUAUAUACUAGGAGGAGAUUAUUCUCCAGAUGAAAUCACUGAUGAAGUUCAAGUAUACCAUAGCAACAGAUCUGAGUGGGAGGAAGUUUCUCCUAUGCCACAAGCUUUAACUGAAUUUUAUUGUGAAGUAAUCCAAUUCAAUAAGUGCAGAGAUCCAUGGGGUAGAAGUAAUUUGUAGUUACAGAUCAAUCAGUUGUUGACAGAUCUGUUUCUUUUGCUUUUAAUGCAUGUUAGCAUUCAACCUCCAUUUGCUUUCUUCUCAUCUAAGGUUACUUAGCCACAAACCUUCAUACUAUUUAUGUUGUACUUCCACAGAUUGUGGAUUUAUCUGGGCAAAGUGGGCAUUAAAGUGAUACUAUAGGCACCCAAAACACUUCAGUUUAUUGAAGGGGUCUGGGUACAGAGUCCAUAUUGCCCUUAGUUUUGCAAUGUCAAACAUGUAGGUCACUUAACUCUGUGUUCUCCAACCCAAUCCUCAUGGACCACCAAUAGUCCAGGUUUUGUCAGUAUCUCCAUUGGAAUAAAACGGAGAAAUACUUAACUCCUGGACUCACACUCUGCAUGAGGACAUCAAGCAUCAGUGAGUGAAAACCCCAAUGGAAAUCAUUGAUUCAAUGAUUUUCUAUGGGGAGGACCUAAUGCGCUCACCAUGCAUGUGCAUUAGGCCCUCAACCCCGUCAACUGACCCUGUAGAAGGAGGUUGAGCGCAGUGGAGUCAGGUAAGUGUUAAAAAGGUUUUUAACCCUUUAUUGGGGGUAAGGGGCUGUGAGGGAAGGGAAGCGCAGAAGGAACUAUAGUGUUAGUUAUACAACUUUGUAUUCCACAAACUAUAUUCCAAGUAUUC